Messenger RNA from Hyphopichia burtonii NRRL Y-1933, 459 nucleotides. RefSeq names its product 40S ribosomal protein uS9 (gene RPS16A). Lineage: Eukaryota; Fungi; Ascomycota; Pichiomycetes; Serinales; Debaryomycetaceae. Gene Ontology annotation, biological process: translation; maturation of SSU-rRNA from tricistronic rRNA transcript (SSU-rRNA, 5.8S rRNA, LSU-rRNA). The transcript has 2 exons. The record is from RefSeq and is a predicted model, not a curated record. Gene Ontology annotation, molecular function: RNA binding; structural constituent of ribosome. Gene Ontology annotation, cellular component: cytosolic small ribosomal subunit; ribosome. Bases 4 to 432 code for a protein of 142 amino acids.
AACAUGUCCACUCCAUCUGUCCAAACUUUUGGUAAAAAGAAGACUGCCACUGCCGUUGCCCACGUCAAGGCCGGUAAAGGUUUAAUUAAAGUUAACGGUUCUCCAAUCACCUUGGUUGAACCAGAAAUUUUACGUUUCAAAGUUUACGAACCAUUAACUUUAGUUGGUUUAGAUAAAUUCCAAAACAUUGACAUUAGAGUUAAAGUUACCGGUGGUGGUCACGUUUCCCAAGUUUACGCCAUUAGACAAGCCAUCGCUAAAGGUUUAAUUGCUUACCACCAAAAAUUCGUUGACGAAGCUUCUAAAAACGAAUUAAAGAAAGUUUUUGCUGCUUACGACAAGACCUUAUUAGUUGCUGAUUCAAGAAGAAUGGAACCAAAGAAAUUCGGUGGUCGUGGUGCCAGAGCCAGAUUCCAAAAAUCUUACCGUUAAGAAAGUUAUUUUUCUUUUCAUUUCAAU